AUGUCUUCUGCCGAUGAUAAUAUAAAAAUUCGAGCUGUUGUUUUAGGAGGGUGCGGCUUUAUUGGCCGCAAUUUGGUGGAGUACCUCAUAAAUAAUGACCUUGUCACGGUGCUACGAGUGGUGGACAAGACUCCGCCGCAACUUGCUUUCCUCAAUCCCUCUCACACAAAAUGUUUUGAAGAUCCUCGUGUCGAAUAUAAGAGUGCUAAUUUAAUAAAUCCCGCAUCAUGCGCGUCAGCUCUAGAACCGGAUGGGGGCCAAUGGGAUCUGGUGGUAAACUGCGCAGGUGAAACAAGGGUUGAAAAGACUGAAGCAGUCUACUCGGAAGGUAUAUUCACCCUCAGUGUCAAUGUUGCCAAGCAGUGUGCGAAAGUGAAAGUCAAACGCCUUAUUGAAAUAUCUAGUGGACAAAUGUACAGCAGUGAUAAGCCCCACAAAGAAGACGGCCCUGUGGAUCCAUGGACAGUAGAAGGACGAAUGAAGAGCAAAGUUGAGCAGGAAUUAAAGAAAUUGGAGAGCGAACUCAACUACACUAUCCUAAGACCUGCUAUUGUCUAUGGCGUAGGAGAUAGGCGGAGUCUCACACCCCGUCUAUUAUACGGUGGAAUCUACAAACACCUAGGUGAAACGAUGAAGCUUCUAUGGACGGCUGACCUCAAAAUGAACACCGUACACGUCCGAGAUCUCUGUCGAGCAAUAUGGAAAUUAUCCAGCUCGCCCGAAGCCCAGGGGCAAACGUACAACGUGGUGGACGAAGCCAACAGCUCCCAAGGCAGAUUGGCGGAGAUGGUCGCCGAGAUAUUCAAGAUAAAUCACGAUUAUUACGGAAAGGCCAUAUCUUCACUGGCCAAGAACGACAUAGCCUCGGUGGCGGAAGAGGCCAACGUGAAGCAUCUGACGGCGUGGGCGGAGAUCUGCCGAAAGUACAACCUGGAGCACUCCCCCUUGGAGCCAUUCGCCAGCACCGAGCUGCUGCUCAACAAGCAGCUGUGUCUCGACGGCUCCAAGCUUCGGGACCUGCUCCCGCUGGAAGCGCCCGAGCCCACGGUCGACCGACUGCUGGAGGUGUUGCAGGACUACGCUUCCAUGAACCUGUUCCCGAAGGAGCUGCUCGUAUGA
Molecule: messenger RNA, 1119 nt
Organism: Pieris macdunnoughi
Lineage: Eukaryota; Metazoa; Arthropoda; Insecta; Lepidoptera; Pieridae
Source: the annotation of a GenBank genome assembly